AUGGCGAGCAAGACUAUCGAGCUGCAGAUACGUCCACGAGGCAAACCGAUCAAGUCACUACCUGACACAUUGACCCUGAACUCGUCCAUAACCACGGCCGAAUUGUACAAAGAGCUCGCGAAACAGACAAGAUACUCGGUUCACCAGCUGCGCGUCACUAAGGGCAGUGAUGGCUCUUUAAUUACCAAUGCCACAGAUACCACAAUCUAUUCCACUGGCGUGAGGGACCAGAGUACAGUGUACGUGAAGGACCUCGGACCACAACUUGGCUGGCGUACAGUCUUCGUCGUCGAAUAUGCUGGUCCUAUCUUUAUCCACCCCCUGAUAUAUGCCCUACGACCCUAUAUCUAUUCAAAUGCUCCCUCAGAAGGCUCGCAUCUACAGGCACUAUGCUUGAUGAUGGUCGUUGGACAUUUUGUUAAAAGAGAGCUCGAGACACUGUUCGUCCAUAGGUUUUCUGCCUCCACUAUGCCCUUCACGAACAUCUUCAAGAACAGUGCUCACUAUUGGCUCCUCGCUGGUGUGAACAUGGCUGCUUGGAUCUAUGCGCCGAAUUCACCUACAGCUAAAGAGCCCAACUCUCUGCUCAUGUUUACCGGACUCGCUCUUUACGGCAUUGGCGAGCUUCUCAACCUCCAGAGCCAUUUAACCCUAAUGAAUCUGCGCAGCCCUGGGGGUUCCGAGAGAGCCAUUCCUCAAGGCUGGCUGUUCAACCUGGUGACCUGCCCAAAUUAUAUGACCGAGGCUUUGUCCUGGCUUGGCGUCCUGCUAGUCAGCAAUUUCAGCUUGUCGGUUGUGGUUUUCAUCCUUGUAUCCGUCGGACAAAUGAUGCAGUGGUCCAAGAAGAAGGAAAAUAGAUACCGAAAGGAAUUCGGGAGCCAGUACAAGAAAAAGAGGUAUACAAUGUUACCUGGUAUAUGGUAG
Molecule: messenger RNA, 924 nt
Organism: Lithohypha guttulata
Lineage: Eukaryota; Fungi; Ascomycota; Eurotiomycetes; Chaetothyriales; Trichomeriaceae
Gene: TSC13
Product: Very-long-chain enoyl-CoA reductase
Exons: 2
Coding region: 1-924 (307 amino acids)
Biological process (GO): very long-chain fatty acid biosynthetic process
Molecular function (GO): oxidoreductase activity, acting on the CH-CH group of donors
Source: RefSeq, a predicted model, not a curated record